Phragmites australis (common reed) is the source of this 1558-nucleotide messenger RNA. RefSeq lists its product as uncharacterized. Gene Ontology annotation, molecular function: 5'-3' DNA exonuclease activity; 5'-3' RNA exonuclease activity. NCBI's taxonomy places the organism in Eukaryota, Viridiplantae, Streptophyta, Magnoliopsida, Poales, Poaceae. The transcript has 5 exons. The record is from RefSeq and is a predicted model, not a curated record. The coding region runs from base 104 to 1369 and encodes 421 amino acids.
GGUAUCCGUUAGAGAUGACCUUUUUGCGAGCAAAAUCGAGUCGAAAUUCCUCCCCAACUCCCCGUCUCCCUCGCGAGCGAAGGCGCCACUGCUCGCUCCCGACAUGGGGAGCAAGAAGAAGUCGAAGACGAGCAGGAGCAAGAAGAAGUCGAAGACGAGCGCCGACCAAGCCCUGGCCCUCGACUACGUCCGCGCCUGGGCGCACACCGCGCCGCCUCCAGAACCCUCGGCGGCCGAUGCCGCCGCGGACGACUUCCUGCCGAUCCAGGCCGCGCUCCGCGGCGAGGUGUUGUUUGAGCUCCACUCCCACUCCAACCACAGCGACGGGUUCCUCUCCCCCUCCGCGCUCGUCGAGCGCGCCCACCGCAACGGCGUGAAAGUUCUCGCCCUAACAGAUCAUGACACCAUGGCUGGCAUGCCAGAAGCUGUGUCAGCAGCUUCCAAAUUUGGCAUGAGAAUAAUUCCUGGAGUCGAAAUCAGUGCAGUAUAUUCUCCAAGGGAAGUUGCUGGUGCUGGUGAGCCUGUUCAUAUCCUUGCAUACUACGGUAUGUGUGGUCCGUCAAGUUUCGAUGAAUUGGACACCAUGCUAUUGAACAUUAGAGAUGGGCGAUACUUACGCGCAAAGAAUAUGCUGACCAAGCUAAAUAGAUUAAAGGUGCCAAUAAAGUGGGAGCAUGUAACUAAAAUUGCUGGUGAGGGAGUGGCACCUGGUCGAUUGCAUGUAGCAAGGGCUAUGGUUGAAGCGGGUUAUGUUGAGAAUGUAAGGCAAGCAUUCAACAAGUACCUUGGUGAUGAUGGCCCUGCGUAUUCCAGAGGGAGUGAACCAUUUGCCGAGACUGUUGUUCAGUUGAUUAGUCGUACAGGGGGUAUUUCUGCACUUGCUCACCCAUGGGCAUUGAAGAACCCGGAUGCAAUCAUCAGGGCCUUAAAAGGUGCCGGUCUAAAUGGUAUGGAGGUCUACAGAAGCGAUGGAAAGGUUGAUGGAUUUAGUGAAUUAGCUGAGAAGUAUGGGCUUCUGAAACUCGGAGGUUCAGAUUUCCAUGGAAGAGGUGGGAAAAAUGAAUCUGACAUUGGAACAGUUAAGCUUGCUAUUACAACUUUGUGCUGCUUCUUGAAGAUGGCUAGGCCUAUCUGGUCUUGUGCUAUGAAAGACAUCCUACUUAAGUUUGCAGAGGAACCAUCUGCUGCCAGUCUAGGAAAGAUAGUUAAGUUCGGACGACUUGCCAAUUUUGAUGGUUUUUCUCCAACAGACACUGGUAUUGAUGUUGUUGAUCUCUGCUUAUCUUCAUGGUUAAGUAAUGAUGACAUGGAAGAUAUUGAACUUGAGGAGGUAAGGCUGAAGCUUGCCCAUUAUUCAGCAAAAAAAUAACAAUCAGUCACACAGCCAUGUCGAACAAUGUUUUUCCCCUGUGUUUAGAUUUCAGAAUAUGUUGUGACAUUCCAUCAAAGCUAAUAUAUAUUUGUUUACUAGUUGAUGAUGUUGCUGAAAGUAGAUAUGUUGAAUGUGGUAGUCAUUGACAUUUUAAUAAAGAAUGCAUAUUCCUCAAUGGUAGUUUAA